AUGGCGGAGAGCCCGGCGGCCGAGGACGCGGCCCCGGCCCCGGCCGCGGUGCUGGCGGCGGGCGGCGGCGGCAGCGCCUCCCCGAGCGCCGCCGGCUCCGCGGGCACCCCCGGCGUGUUCAUCCCCGCCGAGCUCUGGGCGGCCGCGGGCUUCGGCGCGGCCGCGGCGCCCGGCACCGGCGUGGCCCCCGGUAGCGGCGGCGCCCCGAUGGCGGCGGCGGCGGCGGGGGCCGCGCUCCUCACGCACUCCGCCUUCUGGGACCCCACGGUCAGCGGCGACUGGGACAGCGAGCGGCCCAGCCCGGCCUGCCUGCUGCGGAUCAAACGGGAUAUCAUGUCCAUCUACAAGGAGCCGCCCCCGGGCAUGUUCGUUGUGCCCGACCCCCACGACAUGACCAAGAUCCACGCGCUGAUCACGGGCCCCUUCGACACCCCGUACGAGGGCGGCUUCUUCCUGUUCCUGUUCCGCUGCCCGCCCGACUACCCCAUCCACCCGCCCCGCGUCAAGCUCAUGACCACGGGCAACAACACCGUCAGGUUCAACCCCAACUUCUACCGCAACGGCAAGGUCUGCCUCAGCAUCCUGGGCACGUGGACAGGCCCGGCCUGGAGCCCGGCCCAGAGCAUCUCGUCGGUGCUGAUCUCCAUCCAGUCGCUGAUGACCGAGAACCCGUACCACAACGAGCCCGGCUUCGAGCAGGAGCGGCACCCCGGGGACAGCAAGAACUACAACGAGUGCAUCCGGCACGAGACCAUCCGCGUGGCCGUGUGUGACAUGCUGGAGGGAAAGUGCCCCUGCCCCGAGCCCCUGCGGGGCGUGAUGGAGAAAUCCUUCAUGGAGUACCUGGACUUCUACGAGGGCGUCUGCAAGGAGAGGCUGCACCUGCAGGGCCAGACCAUGCAGGACCCGUUCGGGGAGAAGCGCGGUCACUUCGAUUACCAGGCGCUGCUGGGGCGGCUGCAGGCGCUGCGGGCGCGGCUGCAGGAGCGGCAGCAGCAGCAGCAGCAGCAGGACAGCGCCGACAUGGACUCGGAGAGCAGCUCCUCGGAGGCCGAGCCCGAGCCCCCCGGCUGCCCCCGCGCUUAGCGCGGCCCGGCCCGGCCCGGGACUGCGGCACAGCCGGGCCGGGGCGGGGCAGCGGCGGCGCCGCCUCCUCCUCUUCCUCCUCCUCCUCCUCCUCCUCCUCCUCCUCAUGCCCGCCUUCAUCCCCGCCUCCAUCCGCCCCGAGGAGAAUCCCCCAAACUCCAGAGACAAAGCCCAGCUCGGGACAGGCUCCUCUCGGACAAAGGUACUUGCUGGCAUGUUGGCAUCAGGUUGUUUUUGGGGUAUUUUGGACAACACCUGCACUGGUUGGGGUUUAUUUUUUUUUUUGUUGUUUCUUUUUUUUUUUCUUUUUUUUUUUUGUUUUUUUUUUUCCAGGUUUAUUUUUUAUUUUUUUUUCCUUCCGUUCGAUUAAAGAAUGAGCUCUAGACUGCAAAUCCUUGAGAGCUUUUGUGCUCCGGGGCAGGGCUGGGGAGAGCUGGGGCCUCCCUGGUGUCUCUCUUCUAGGCAAACCAAAGAAUUCAGGAAUUGUUCCCUGCUGGAAUUUUGGGGCUCCCCCUCCCCAGAGCUCUGCUCCAGCCUUUGGAGACUUCAUGUGGAGAGAGUGGGAGCUGCAGGAAUCCAUGGAUUUGUGCGCCCUGGAGGUUUGGGCAAAGGGAGGACGAGAUGAGAUUGUUUUGUUUGGUGGCGUUUUGAAUUUUCAGCCUUUUUUGGGAGGGGGUCUCUCCUGCUUGGAGCUGUGCUGGAAUUCUCUGCGGUGUCCCCCUGCUGUCCCCACCCAUGGGACGCUGCCAGCGGGCUCUGGGAUGGACAAACCCAAUCCUUUGCCAAAUCUGGUGAAAUUCUGCGGUUUUGGGGCUGCCCAGAGCCCGUUUUUGGGAGAUGUGUGCUGAGGGUGGCACGGGGAGGUGGCGGUGGCAGCGCCAGCCCGGCCUGGAGGGGACGAUUCCCACUGGAGCGGGAGAUGGAGGAUUCAUUGUCACUGUAGGGAUGUGAAAUUGCAGCAAAUCCUGCCCAAAAUGCAGCAAAUCCUGCCCAGAAUGCACCAAAUCCUGCUCAAAAUGCAGCAAAUCCUGCCCAGAAUGCACCAAAUCCUGCCCAAAAUGCACCAAAUCCUGCCCAAAAUCCGGCACCAAAUCCUGCCCAAAAUCCUGUCCAAAAUCCACCAAAUCCUGCCCAAAAUCCUGUCCAAAAUCCGGCACCAAAUCCACCAAAUCCUGCCCAAAAUCCACCAAUUCCUGCCCAAAAUCCUGCACAAAAUCCACCAAAUCCUGCCCAAAAUCUGGCACCAAAUCCUGCCCAAAAUGCAGCAAAUCCUGCACGAAAUCCGGCACCAAAUCCUGCCCAAAAUGCAGCAAAUCCUGCCCAAAAUCCUGCCAAAAUCCUGCCCAAAAUCUGGCACCAAAUCCUGCCCAAAAUGCAGCAAAUCCUGCACGAAAUUCUGCCCAAAAUCCAUCAAAUCGUGCCCAAAAUCCUGCCCAAAUCCUGCCCAAAAUCCACCAAAUCCUGCACCAAAUCCUGCCCAAAAUCCUCCACCAA
Zonotrichia leucophrys gambelii is the source of this 2580-nucleotide messenger RNA. It is a transcript of the gene UBE2Z, whose product is annotated as ubiquitin conjugating enzyme E2 Z. Bases 1 to 1086 code for a protein of 361 amino acids. The transcript is spliced from 7 exons. The record is from RefSeq and is a predicted model, not a curated record. NCBI's taxonomy places the organism in Eukaryota, Metazoa, Chordata, Aves, Passeriformes, Passerellidae.